This is a messenger RNA of Cyprinus carpio (common carp), 999 nucleotides long. Its product is annotated as glycine cleavage system H protein, mitochondrial-like. Gene Ontology annotation, biological process: protein lipoylation; glycine decarboxylation via glycine cleavage system. Lineage: Eukaryota; Metazoa; Chordata; Actinopteri; Cypriniformes; Cyprinidae. Gene Ontology annotation, cellular component: cytoplasm; mitochondrion; glycine cleavage complex. The record is from RefSeq and is a predicted model, not a curated record.
UCAUCAAGGCGCGCCGGCGUCCUUUAAUGUUUGCGUGAGGGGAAUAAUGGCGAUGUGCACAAUAUUACGAUGUGCUUCUGUUAGUUUGACCUCCUCUCUGCCUCGACUGUCAAACAGAAACGCUCUGACUCCAGCUAGACUGCUGGCGAGGACAUGCUAUAAAAGAGCCCUGAGCACCACCACUCGAUUUUGCGCAGCACUGAAGUUCACAGACAAACACGAGUGGGUUCGCGUGGACAGUGGUGUGGCAACAGUGGGCAUCAGUAAUUUUGCACAGGAGGCACUGGGGGACGUUGUCUACUGUGGGCUUCCUGAAGUUGGCACAAAGUUGGCACAGUCUGAUGAAUUUGGUGCUCUGGAGAGUGUUAAAGCAGCGAGUGAGUUGUACUCUCCUCUGACGGGGGAGGUGACGGAUGUCAAUGACGCCUUGGCGGACAACCCAGGACUGGUUAACAAAUCUUGCUAUAAAGACGGCUGGCUGAUAAAGAUGACUGUGUCUAUUCCUGAGGAAUUGGAUGGACUGAUGAAUGAAGCUGCUUAUGAGAGAUACAUCAAAUCUAUAGAGGACUAGAGCGUGCUGCUGGCAUGUUGCAUAUAGAGGAGAAUUUAAAAGCAAUCAAUUAAGGAAUGUUUAUAGUAGAUGAUUAAGUUUAGAUGUUUUCUUAAAUUACAUUUUCCCAGCCACAGGAGGGGACCACAUGGACGCAACAUUAUGCACUUGGCUUGGAAAGCAACAAGCAAACCUGAUUGGAUUGCAAGGAUCUAUAUGUAUCCCCAGAGACACAGACUAUGUAACAGUUUCAUCUCUUUUGUAGAUGUUACACUGUUUCUGUAAAAGCUUGUCAUUUCUUGGUGUAAGCUACAAAUAAAAUGUGGAGGACGAAUAACACCCAAUGUUCAGUCUGAGGACAACUAUGAAACCUGGUGAAAUCGGUCUUAGUUUUAAAGAACUCAUAACAGAGUUAAUUAAUUAACAACAUUAAACAUCUAUUUGAAACA